AAAUAAUGGCAGAGAGAAAUUUAAUUUAAUUUAAUUUCUCACCAAAUUAUAGUACCAAAUCUGGAAAAUGGGACAAGAUAUAUCCUCUUGCUGCUCAUAUUCCCAUCUUCCAUUCCUUUUUCCUUGAACUCAAACAGAGGAAGUUAAAAAGGGUGUUGUGAAUGCUUUCGCGCUUCGCGCUCUCUUUCGCUCUUGCUCUCGUAUUAUCUGGUACGUCCGGAAUGUCGACGGCAAAGGAGGUGGUGGAUGUGCAGGAUACGGAGGAGGAAGUGGCUGCGGCCGUGGCGGAGUACGUCGCUAAUCUAUCGAGUAAAUUUGCCCAAGAGAGAGGCAUUUUCACAGUUGUUGUGGCUGGAGGUACUCUAAUACACACACUCAGGAAGUUGGUUGAAGAGCCGUACAGUAAGUCGGUAGAUUGGUGGAAAUGGCAAGUGUUUUGGGUGGACGAGAGAAUGGUUCCACUGACUGAUAAAGAUAGCAAUUAUAAACUCGCCUACGAUGGUUUUCUCUCCAAGGUACCCAUUCCCCCUACUAACAUCCACGCCGUCAACGUCACACUACCGGCGGCCGCCGCAGCAGAAGCCUACCAAACCCUCAUCAAAACCCUAGUCGACAACAAAACCAUAGACUUCUCCAGUUCCAGUGGGUCCCCAAGAUUCGACCUCAUGUUACUCGGCAUGGGCCGCGACGGCCACGUGGCGUCCCUAUUCCCAGGCCACCCUCUCCUCAAGGAAAAGCAGCGGUGGGUCGCCGCCGUCGAGGACUCGCCAUUCCCGCCCAAGGACAGGGUCACCUUCACACUUCCGGUGAUCAACUCCGCCGCGAAUUUCGCUUUCGUGAUAACCGCCAGCGACUUGCCGGAGUGGGUUCAGGCGAUGCUGGCUGAGAAGGUGGGGAAGGCGGUGAACGAUGGUGGCUGUGGCGGUGGUGGUGGUGAGGGGGAGGGUUGUUUGCCGGUUGAGAUGGUGAAACCGGGAGGGGAGAUGAGGUGGUUUUUGGACAAGUCAACUGCUGCCAAGAUUGAGGGCUGAUAGUAAUAUCAUAUAUUUCGAUGGAAAUAAAUCUCAGUUUAAUAAAUAAAAAUGAAAAACAAAAUAGAUCUCAG
Messenger RNA from Rhododendron vialii, 1105 nucleotides. RefSeq names its product probable 6-phosphogluconolactonase 4, chloroplastic. Gene Ontology annotation, molecular function: 6-phosphogluconolactonase activity. Lineage: Eukaryota; Viridiplantae; Streptophyta; Magnoliopsida; Ericales; Ericaceae. The record is from RefSeq and is a predicted model, not a curated record. The transcript has 3 exons. Bases 162 to 1031 code for a protein of 289 amino acids. Gene Ontology annotation, biological process: pentose-phosphate shunt; carbohydrate metabolic process.